AUGAGUUCGCAGAGACUCGCCAACACUCAGCCCACCUAUGACUUCCUCGCAGGCGGAUCGCCCUCGUCUCCUUCGGCGUCAUCGACCCAGCAUCCGUUGCGACAGUCUCUCCGUCCGUCUCAACCGUCCAAGACGGAAGCGGAAAAUCACGAACUACGCGUGCAACUGAAUACCUUGAAAUAUGAAUUGGAGAAUCUCAAGCAGGAGCGAGAUCUCAUGGCACUACGCCAUGAGAAAGAGCUUAGGGACUUGCAAAUGAAAGCCGACGCGGACUUUAGAAAGGCUCAGGGCGCCGAAGCUGCCAGCAAUCGAGCCAACCACAAAAGCGAAGCGCUUGCCAAGGAACUGAAAGAGGCUCAAGAGUCCGCACUCAGCGAAAAGGCUAGCUUAGAGAGAAAGAUCAGGACAUUGCAAGAUCAGAAUCAAUCGUUGCAGGAAGAGGUCAACGACGCCCAGGCGCAGUUAUCUGACCAAGAGAGACAAUACAAGUAUCAAAUCAAUGAGCUGGAAACCAUCCGCUCGUCGUUGCAGAAGACGCUGGAAGAUCUGCAAAGAGAUCUCCAAAGUGCACGGGACAAUUUAAAUGCUGUGCAAGAGCGGUUGUCGCAGCGUGAAGCGGAAGUCGCCAGCCUCGAGGCAGAAAACUUGCGCCUGAGAGCAGAAGGAGGUGAUUCCGAGACGCUGGCCGUCCUGAAAAGAGAACUGUCGGAGCAGGUGAACCACAUCAGGAACUUAGAGACAACAAACCGCGAGCAGCUGGCAGAGUUGCGCCACCUGCGGAAAGUUCAAAGGAACGUGGAUGUUGUCGAGGAGCAAAAGAGAUCGCUCGAGAAUAAAUUAAACCUGAUGAAAGAUCUGGAAGCCGAGCUUGCGAACGUGCAGAUCCAGAAACAGAUGCUUGAGGAUGAGAGGCGAUCAUGGACGAGUCUUCUGCAAGCAGAUGGCCUGGCAGCUGAACUCGAUUCCCCAGAAGCGGUUGUGAAGGCAUUAGUUCAAGAGCGAAUGGAGAAAAUCACGCUUCUUGAUAAGCUUGGCAGUAUCGAGCCUCGGGUGCUUGAGAAGGAGGAAAUCAUAAAGGACCUUGAAAUGGAGAAGAAUCAGUUGAAGCAAGAGGUCGAGAAGUUGCGCAGUGCCAGUUCUACUGCAGGAGGAACCGCAGAGAGCCGGGCAAGGCUCAGACUGGAGCGUCAACGAACCCUUGCAAUCAAGGAGGUGGAAUAUCUCCGUGCCCAGCUUAAGACUUACGAUACCGAGGAGAUGACGAUGAAUGCGGAUGAAAGUCGAUAUGAUGAGCAAAAGUCCAAGCAGAUCGCGCAGCUUGAGCAGCUCAUCGACGAGUACCGUGCAGAGCUACAGAAGGCGCAUGACGAGCUGUCGAGCCGGGAGAUGCAGCAGGACGAGUCACAGCCACGAGGUGUCAAGCGACCUCUUUCACCAGCCGACAGUGAUGCGGAACCUGAGCGGAUCGCGGUUCUCUCGCGCAAGAACCGAACACUUCAGGACGCACUGUCAAAAUCGGAGCAGAAUGUAGCCCUUUUGAAACAUGAGCUGGAAGCGACCAAGUCGCACCUCCAUGAACUGCAAGAGCAGUCGCGUGUCCGCAUUCUCGAACUGCGGUCAAACCCGACAGCCGAGGCCGAGAAUCUCAAGUUAUCCACCAUUAGAGCUCUGAAGGCGGAAAACCGCGACCUCCUUGCUCAGUUGCGAGGUGAACACCAGAACGUCAAGGUGGUCCCAGUCAGCACCCUGGAGAGCAUGAAGCUCGAGCUGCAGGAGCUGGAACGAACAGUCGCCGAGAAAGAGAAACGCAUGCGUCGCCUGAAGGAGAUCUGGACAGCCAAGUCGUCCGAAUUCCGCGAAGCCGUGGCGUCGGUGCUGGGAUACAAGCUGGACUUCCUGCCCAACGGCCGGGUGCGCGUCACGUCCAUGUUCCACCUCUCGCCGGCGUACCGACACGGCAACCGGAACGCGCCGGCCGACGCCAGAGGGCCGGGCAGCAUGGGCAACGGCGAGGAGAACUCGAUCAUCUUCGACGGCGAGAACGGCACGAUGAAGAUCUCGGGCGGGCCCAACAGCCUGUUCGCGAUGGAGAUCAAGCAUCUGAUCAAGUUCUGGGUCGAGGAGCGCAAGGACAUUCCUUGCUUCCUGGCUGCCAUGACGCUCGAGUUUUACGACAAGACGACCCGUGCUGCGAGGGUGUAA
This is a messenger RNA of Rasamsonia emersonii CBS 393.64, 2202 nucleotides long. RefSeq lists its product as uncharacterized. Gene Ontology annotation, cellular component: nuclear envelope; kinetochore; mitotic spindle. Gene Ontology annotation, biological process: attachment of mitotic spindle microtubules to kinetochore; mitotic spindle assembly checkpoint signaling. The transcript is spliced from 3 exons. Bases 1 to 2202 code for a protein of 733 amino acids. The record is from RefSeq and is a predicted model, not a curated record. NCBI's taxonomy places the organism in Eukaryota, Fungi, Ascomycota, Eurotiomycetes, Eurotiales, Trichocomaceae.